Molecule: messenger RNA, 1185 nt
Organism: Trypanosoma grayi
Lineage: Eukaryota; Euglenozoa; Kinetoplastea; Trypanosomatida; Trypanosomatidae
Exons: 1
Coding region: 1-1185 (394 amino acids)
Molecular function (GO): methyltransferase activity
Source: RefSeq, a predicted model, not a curated record
AUGGAAUCGCAAGGGGAGAAUGUGACUGACGAGGACGCCAUUGUCGAGGAGAUGGACCGGUCCCUUACGAAGGUGCGCCACUUCCUGCAGCAGCGUGUGCCGUACGGCUCGAUUCGCGAGCCAAACGCGCCGCCCCAGUCCUCCUCCUCCUCGGCACCGUGUUGCCGCGAGACGGAAGAGCCGAGCAGUGGUGGCAAGGCGCCUGUCUAUCCUGUGGACGCGUUUCUGUACCUUGAGGAGGACGUUGAGGAACUUGUGGAGCGUGGGUGCAUCUCGCGUGAGUACUGCCGCGCGUGCGGUUCCGUUGAGAUUGGCCUAACCGACUUCAUCACGCACUCCUUCUCACAGGAUCAGCUGGUGUUUCUCUCCUGUUACCUGUUGCCCGCCCUUAGCGACGCCUCCUACGCUGUCACGCAGGACUGGUGCCUACGACGACGCAACGAACAAUCACCAGAUGCUGCGUCUCCUUUCACGUGUCGGCACGUUGUGGAUGUGGGCUCGCGUCUUGGUGUGGUGCCUCUCUCGUGUUACUUUGCCGCGCAGCAGCAACGCUUGCGGGCCACGCAACGGGUGACAGGUAUCGAGCUCGAUGGCGAAAUGGUUGAGCUGCAGCGUACUGUCUUAAAACGAUUUGCAUCGAAACCUGCGUCACUGCAGGUGGAUAUCAUCCACAGCAACUGCUUCGAGGGGGCUGGGGAGGAGGCGCUCCGCGAUGCCGAUGUUGUGAUUUUGCAUAACGUGUUUGAAUACUUCACCGAGACACCAGUGGAGCAUCUCCGCUCGUGGUGCCGUCUCCGCGAGAUUGUGGCACGUCGUGGUCAGCUUCUUAUUUGUUCCCCAAGCCUUGAGGAAACAUUCGCGUCGUUUACGCCAGAACAUAUGCAGGUCGUUAUGAACAGCAGCAGCGGCGGCAACAGCCUCUUAGCGAGUGAGGCUUCUGCUCAGCAACAUGUGGAUGGCAACACCCGCAAACGUAGCCGUGACGAGCAAGAGAGCAAGGAAGGGGUUUUCGAGCAAUGGUGCCAGUCAUGGGUGACGGAGAUCGAUGUGGCGGAACUGCGAGAGGCGUUCCUCGUGCUGCGUCAGGCGGGUUGCAACUGCCACGACGAUCAUUCUUCCUGUGGGGAGGUGGAUAAGGAAUUGGAGGAAGGGCUGCGCCACAUGCGGGUAUAUGUUGUAAAAUAA